AUGCCCGCCCGCCCGCCCUCCCCGCGCAGCGGGGCCCCGGCCUGCCGCAGGGCCGCGGCGCUGCGCACCGGCAGGGAAAGCAGCUCCCAGAAGCUGCCGGCCGGGACCGUCAGCGCCCAGCAGCCUCCGAGGCGGCGGCAAGGAAGGUCACGGGCGCAGCCGGGGCCGCAGGGAAAGCGAGAGAAACGCGCCAGACCAGAACGAGCCCGGCCGAGGUGCUGGCUGCCCCCAGGCCCCGGCGGGACGCGGCCCGGCAGCCCGCCGCGGCCGCGCAGGGCGCAGCCUGGCGGCCCCCUUGCCCCGGGGCGGCCCCUCGGCCCGGGCCCCCGCACCUCCGCCGGCGGCCCCGUGCCGCGUCCCCCGCCGGCCACUUUCUUCGGGGCCGUGGCGCCGGGCAACCCGGUGAUAGACACCUUCGAGGGCGAGCUGCGGGACGUCCUGGGCUUCCUGCGGCGGCUCAGAGGCGCGGGGAAGGCCGAGCCGCGGGAGCAUGACCUGCACCGCCGCGGAGCAAACACUUUGUUUAAUAUUUGGAUCAAAUAUAAGCCUCGACUGCCAGACUGGUAUUACAAUGAAAAACUUCUGAAAGUUGGUGAUUCCCUUGCUCAGAUCAAAGAGUAUAAGUUGGCACUUCUACAGUGCUAUGGAAGAUAUCUUCAGCAGUUCAUUUCUGUAAACCUCGAUGAAAUCAUAGAUGAUGUGAAUCAAUUUAAAUCCACCUUUUUCCCAAAUGGUUUCAGAGAUAAAAAUGCAGCACUUACGUUCCAUGCUUUGCAAGAGAGGAAUGUUUGCAUUUAUCAAAUGGUUUGCAGCAGUGACAGAAAUCUCCAGAAUCAAGAGUCUCUGCAGACUUGUUUCAAUGUCUUGUCCUCAUUACGACUCACUAUGCAAGUGGCUCUACCUCAGGAGAAUUUGUGUUGGCUUAUCUACAAUGGUACAAUUCAUAUUUACAUGAUAUGCAGACAUUUGAUGAUGAUAGGUCACUCUGCUAAGGUCCUGGAAUACUUACUAUGGGCCAGUAUUUGUAUGGAAUCAUCCAUUCCACUUCUAUCUGUACACUAUUUGACAUGGAGAGCCACUCUUUAUACUGCAGUUUCUCAGUGUUAUUAUGAUUGUCAAGCCAACAUUAAUGGAGAGAUAUUUGCUCGACGUGGCCUGAUGAAAAUUGAUGAACUGAAGCAAUUAGAAAAUAUGAGUUCUUCACCAGGAAAUUCAGAAACCAAAAAGAUUUUUAGAGAGGCCACUGUAAAGAUGACAGUAAUGAUUUUCAAAAGAUCAGUAUAUGAAUCCAGAAGAAAACCCAAAAGCUACUUCCGACCUAAGUUACGAGUUAACCUAAAAGAAGCACAAAAUUUGCCAUGGCCUCGCACUGCUACUGAACGGCUGCUGACGGAAAUGUUUGAUGGUUCUGCAGCUCAGUUCCUUGCCAUCCUGGAAGCUCUAUCUGAUAGCAGCAGACAUAUGCUGCGCCCUGCCCCACCCGUCCCUGAUGAAAUUGAAAUUCGUGAUGUGAUUUCAGAGCUUUUUUUUGCAGGCAUGGAAAUCCUUUCAGGUGGAGUGAGCAGUACUGGUAAUCAAGGAAGACACUGCACUGAUCAUUUUGGUAUAAGUGCAUCAUCAACUCUUCUGCAGUUGAUAUUAAGAGGAGAAAAUGCAGUGUCCGGAGAUGCUGCUGUGAAAUUUGUAAAAUUUGCUUUCAGCUAUGAAGAGUGGGAUGUGUUUGAUUCUUCUAUUGGAUUAGUUAUUAAUUUUCUUCAGGUUCAAGAUGACCCAAGAUGGAAGAAAGCAGAAAUGGAACUCAAACUUCUUACAGUGAUGCAGCCUUUAGUAUUUCAAAAAAAACUGAAGCGUGGUUUUUCAGUCAAUGAAAAUAAUAUCAGAGAAGCUGGCAUGCCUUUUGGUUCUGGAAAGAAACAAACGUUAAGAAGUGAGCAUUAGGGAUCUGUAAAGUACGGAGAGCCAUCUGAUGAUCUUAUCGUUUUGGCAACAACAGUGUUUUCCUGUAUCUGUACGUCUAAACAGAAUCUCCAGCCUGACAAAGAAAUACUUGUUGAUGUAAUAACAUUUUUGUGGCAGAAGUGUAAAGCAGGACUUCAGCGAAUCCAAAUGAGUGGAAGUGACUAUUUAAAAUAUAUCCACAAAUACAAAGCUUACAAAUGGGUUCAUGUACUUUGGAUAAUAAAUGAAGUAAUUCAGAAGACUAGCGUAGCAGACACUAAUGUUGUCAUGCUAGUAGAGAUAACCUUACGUCUAACUGCAAUAUUGGAAAACGUAGCAGAUUGUGCACAUAAAUCUGGGAGGAAAGCAGAAGAAGGAAGUGCCUCUCUUUCACAAGAUGAAACCUGUGAAAUUCCUGAAAUACUGAUGAAAAGCCCUAUAGAACAAUUGCAAGUUGCUUAUGAAAGCCUUGAAAAAGCGAUUAAUGGAAUGAAUAGAUGUCGCUUAAUGACUCUUCUACCAGAUGGAAAAUCAAUAUUUGACAGCUGCUGUACAAAGGUGGACCUAGAUGGCCAGAAUUUGAAUUUGUCUUUAGGAUGGGAUAAGGAUAAACCAGAAGCAGGUAAUAGUUUUGUAAUAGAUCUACACUUGGAGCUUAUUCAGGCCCAGCAUCGAGUAGCUGUGAAACUUCUUAAACUGAUACAAGGUGUUCAAAAGGAUGACAGAAAUCUGAAGUCUAACAAAUCCCAUAGGAAGAAUUUAAAAGAGUGUCCUUAUUUAACAGAGACAGCUAUAUUGAAAAAAAUAAAAAAGAAUAAGUUAUCUAGAGCAAUAUUUUUGAUGCAAAAGGCUUCACAGAUGUUCCCUAAAGAGUUAACCACCUCUUCUCAAAGGCAUCUACUUAAGGAAGCACUAACUUUAAUUGAACAAGUUGAAGCUGAACAGAGUACAUUGUAUCGCAGUCUAAAAGAAGUUAUGAACAGCAAGAAAAAAAGCAAAACUCCUCCUCCUCCUAUAUUACUUUCUAGAUCACAUUGCUCCAUGAUAUUUAAACCAGCUCCGUUCUCUUCAGAUGUUCAGGUUUCAUGGUACAGUAUUUUGGGCUGUGUAGCAGCAGGAAAUAAUAUGAAAGUAAGGUUAAAUAACAAUAAACUUCCAAAUGCAGGAGAAGAGAUACCAGCUGAUGGGAAAAGCCUCUUGGAAAUACAAGGCUUGGAUCCGAAUGAAAAGUACAUAUUUGCAGUUGCAGCAUAUUCUUCUGAUGGAAAACUUAUUGGUGAUGCUAUUGGGGAAAUGACUAAACCAAUCCUUGCUUAUCCACCUCUUUCUGCUACUACUGUUCGAGCCUAUCUAACUCAGGUAGCCUACCAGACUGGAAAUUAUACAUUAGCUAGAGAAGCAUUUACACCAAUGUGGGAUUAUUUUGUUUCAAAUGCUUCCCCUCCACCUGCCAAUACAACUGUUAUUUCUGCAAGCGGAAAUUUGACUAUAUCUGAAAACAGAUUAUGUUUUGAGGCUGUGUCUCAGACCUCUCCUAUUGCCUUGCAACUAUUUCUGAGGAAUAUAUUUGCUAUUAGUGACAUUAAUAUUAUGGAAGGAGCACUAUUCUGUGAUUCCAUCUGUACCAAUGAGAUACUUUAUGAGGAACAAGUUGGUAGAUUAGCAGAAUGUGAAAGAUUGGCUGUGGCAAUUGAACUUAGUAAUUGGUUAAAUGACGCAAGCUAUGCCCUGCAGGCUGUUGUACAAUGUUAUGGUCUCCUUGCUCCGAUCAUUUAUCACAAGAUUUCUUCCGUAGCGGUAGUUCAGAUCCUCAUUAAAUGUUUGGCAGUCCUUCAAGAAAUCCCAAGUGCUACUUUGCAGAGGAAACAGGCAGGAUGUUAUGAGAGUGUUCAGCAUAUGAUAGCUUGUGCUUCAUUUUAUACAGCAAAGGUACUACGUUCAUGGAAGGAAUAUGAACUAGCAGUAAUUGUUGUUAACUACGGCAAAAAAUUGUUGGGUCCCCCACUCUGCCAGUCAGGAGCUGUGAAAACUGAAGAAACACCUGCUAACGCAGAAGUUGAAAACAGUUCUACAAAGAUACUCCAUUUAGCUGCAAUGGAAAAAGCAACAGAAAAUCUAAGUGCUCUCGAAUCAAAUCUACUCAAACUGACAAAACCAGCACCUGGAUCAGAGCUUACAGGACAGGAAGAUCCUUUGUUCCUCUACCCUGUAAUUUCAUGUUGGACAGCAAAGAAUGCUUAUCGAGAAGUGAUGAAAUUCAGAAAGAAAUCACGUUUUCUUGAGUACUUUGUUCAAGUUUUGCACAAACUCCUGAAUGAAGAGAAGUAUCAAAAAGCUCUGGAGUGGGCAAGCAAUGUGCAAGUUUACUUAAAAAGGAGGAAUGACCACCUUCUCUGUAUUGAAGGAACUUUAAGACCAGAAACAAGUUUUCUCACUGUGCAUGAAAGCACAAAGAGGUGCACUACAUCAGUUCUGGAGUUGCACAAAAGUUUGGAGAUCUCACCUUCAAAGAAACUAGAGGCAUCAACUUUGAAGAAACCAGGAAAAGAAGCCGUUAGCCCUGUUAGAAAAGGGCAGACUCUUAGACAGUAUUUCAUGAAACAUCCGAAUGUAAUGAAAUCUCCAAAAUCACAAAGGCAACACAAGGAGGAGCUGCAAAAGGUAGCUCGUCACACCUUAGUCUUAUUCUUGAAACCACUUGUGAGUAGUUACUUAAACCGAAGGAAGUUCCACCAAGCAUGUAUUGAGGAAAUGCCCUGGAGGUCUCAGAUGAAUAUUUAUCUGGCAAUUGCACACUACAACUUGUUUAAGAAGAAAUUGGAAGAGCAGUAUGAUAUUGGAAUUUGUGGUUCACAGACUCAUAACAGUUACAAUUUUCUGGAUCCUGAAAUAUUCUCCUUAAAUAAUUCUGGCAUUAUAGUGGUGAGAGAAGACAUGGAGGAUAACAUAAGAACACCAACUCCUCUUCCCCUUAAGAAGCCGCAUUCAGGAGUGAUCAAAAAAAAAAGUUAUACAGCUAAAUCUUCUGAGCACAGCUCUAAAUCGAGUGGGACAGAUACUCCUCGAACUCAAAUGACAAAUGAUUCAGAAAUAUCCAUCUCAUUUUCCCCCAGAGAGCAUGACCGGUUUCUGUCAAAAACUGUUUUUUCAGAGCAUUUUACAAAAAUCUUUCUUCAUUUAAGGAAAGCAGUGGUUCUUGCUCAUCGUGGUGGCCACUGGACAUUGCUUCAAAAUGCUUGCCGAGAACUUUGGAACUAUGCUCAAGAAGCACAAUCAAUUGCUAAAUAUUCACGUUCCCAUCCAGGUGCAUUUCCCAUUACCAGAAGUUUUGUUAGGGACACCAUCUGGUUGCCAUUUUAUUUGGCAUCAGACAUGAUCAUUAAUAUGAUAACUGAACUACAAUCAAGUAAUUCUCUUAAGAUUGUGGAUCCUGAAGGAGAUUUCUGCAUUCCUAGUUGUUUAGGAGGUAUAACUGAUGAGAAUGGUGGUUCUAAUCUCCAUCCGCAGUCUCCUCUGGACGAUGUGAAUGUGGUUGACUUGAGGUGGAUAUGUAAUCUGAUCCUUAACACAAUUGAGCUGUUAUAUCAAAUGAAGAAGUGGGAAGCGCUGGUACACAUAGCUGUGCAAUUUAACAUAUUUACACAUGAGAGAUAUACAGAGCAAGUGAGUCCACUGUUGGUGUAUGCUCAGAGGCAGCUGCUAGAAAGGAUACAGCAAGUCCGUGGCCUACAUACUCCUAAAUCUCAUUUCAUAAAAUAUUUGACUGAUAAUGCAGAAAAGAUGAGCUGCAGAAACUACAUAGGAAAUCAACUGCCUGUUGCCCAUUCACCUAGUGAACUGAUUUUUCCUGGAUGCUUUUGCUCUCCUGAGAUGAAAAGUGAUUAUACAAAUUGCAGUCAAGCAAAAGCACUAGUUUAUGUACCUCUUGAUGUGAAUGACACACUGAAAUGUUUUAGAGAAACUCUAGAAAAAUCUAAAUAUCACAGCAGAGCACUGAGACAUAGCAGAAAACUACUUUCAUUAUUUCUUGCACACACACAAGAAAAUAUUGGAAGAACAAUCAGUCAGAACUCUUCAAGCAGAAGGCUGGAAUUUAGUGUGGGAGCUGAGCUGACAUUUGUGCCGACACCAUGUGAUCUUUCUCAAGAAAAAUUUAAUUUCUCCAGUAUGGUUGAGAGUAAACCAAUACCACAGUCACAGCUUUCAGUCAUUAUUUCUUCCUAUGAAAAAACAAUUGGAAUCCUUGAAAUAAACAACCAGAGAGACCUCAAGGUUCAGGCUCUACAUGAACUUGGAAAUCUUCACUUCUAUGCUGGCAACAAAAGAGCUGCUUUUAAAAACUGGUGUCAAGCCCUUGAUGAAACACUCAACAUUGCUGAUGCUAUUAACAACUGGCAGGAAUUAGUUGUUUCGAAAAAUGCUACAAACUGCCUUGCAGUUGAAAGAUCUACUGAUGUGAGUCAGAAAUUUCUUUCUCAGGCUGGAAUUUGGGGCUGUUUACAUGCAGCAGUUUUAGUAGCCAAGAUAGCCCAGUAUAUCAUAACAUCAAAGAUGAGAUUAAGAACUAAAUGCUGCUAUUUUUCUGCUGUACUCUUUAAGGCCCUGUUUAGAGCUUCUCUUCCACAUCCAAUAUCUGACUGUGACUAUGCACAAUAUGAAAUAAAUAUGCUUAUUCCUGGCAUUGACUUGUUCUCUGAUCGCUACAGAGCUGAUAUCUCUACUGUAAUUGCAAGUCUGAAUUUCGUUAUGUUUGAACUACAUUGUGCAAAACAAAGUUUAAUAAUCUUACCACUGUUCACAUUGUACGACUAUUUUGUUUCUGAGAUUUGUCGGGACCCAGCUAAAUGUAUUGAAGGAAGAAUCUUCAAGAUUAAAGUACUUACAGAUAUAGGAUUCUUUACGGAGGCCUUUCAUGAACUGUCUUUGCUUAAUUGUGGCGAAAGAAUUCCAUGGAAAAUACCUGCAGGCUAUAGGCCAAUUGAGCAAAAGAAGGCCUUUCAGCAAUUUGACUCCUCAAAAUCUCUCCUGACUGUUACAAAUUUACAGGUUCUAGAAGAUAUAUUUAACUGGAGUCUGUCUUUAGCAAUGGUUCCACUGUGCAAUCAACAAAUUAUGAAUAAGUUAACCUUAGCCAAAAUGCAUUUCAUCAUUUCCCUUUCUGCCACAAUAAAUAAUAUACCUGAAAAAGUGGAAAAAAACAUAUAUUCUAUUGAUAACAGAAGCUUGAGAAAGCCAAGAAGAGCUAUGGCAUCAAAUACAAAAGUCAAUGCCAAUACGAAUUCAAGAAAACGGGAACCAAGAGGCACAUUGGUGCAGCUAGUUGACUGUAAAGGUGAAUUAAACAUGGCCAUGCUGAAGGGGAUUUUACUGACAGAAGCUGAAGAAAAUCUUAAGUGUCUUGUGCAGUACAUACAGAACAAAUAUGAUGGGAAGAUUUCCUGGUGUUCUGCUGAAGAAUUAGAGGCUGUUAUUGAGGCCAAGCUUCAACUUGCAGCUAUUUCUCAGCAAAGGCAUCAAGCAGCUUUCAGUGUUGCUUUGGCUUUCUCUGCAAUUCGACUUCUCCAAGAUGCAAACAUUUUUAGGAUGGAAGUGACACAUUUUCAAGAAAAAAAACAAGGAAGGGAAUAUUUGGAUUCUUGCACUGAAGAUGUUCGACUGCCUCACAGUAUAAUAGCACAAGAUCAUAUGAACAUACGUCUGUGGCUAAAGUGUCAUGCGAUGUUAGCAUCUGCAUUAGUAACACACAUACAUGGUGUUGCUGAUAUGGAAGCAAACGAUAUGGUGGAACAGAGAACUCUGAUAAAAGAAGUAAUGCUAGAGGCAGAAACCUUUGGUGAUAUUGAGACUCAGGCUGAUAUGAUGGUUCAAACUGCUAUUCUUGACCUGCAAGAAAGACAUCCCGUGGCAGGAAUUAAACAACUUCUGCAGAAUAUCAUCACUUUACUCCAAGAGGAGACAUUCAUUUCCCCUCCAGCUUCUUUGACCCUUGCGAAAAGUAUGCUUCUGCUGGCAGACAUAUUAGCGCAGCAAACAGAGGACACCGAACAUCAUUCUUCCACAGUGGAACCAUUAAACUUACUAAUUUUGGCACAUGAACUUAUUGUUAAAGCAAUUUUUCUAUAUGGAGAACCAAUUGAACAGCAGAUAGAAGACAGUACCCUUGCUUGUCCAGUCCUACCUCCAAAAAAUAUCUACCUACCACAUAUCAACUUGCUAGCACAAGUCAAAAUGAGAAUUGGAUGCACAUUAGCUGAAAAAAUAGCUUCUCUUUCAGAAGAAAGAGAAGAUCCGCUGCAAUGGUUGCAUGCUCUCAAACAUUUAGAAUCAGCAUUGGAGCUUUGCAGGUCAUCUGCAACAAAAAAAUUAGAUAUGGAAGCUGAACUUCUUUUUCAGAUAGGUAAGGUGGAGUGCCAGAUAACUGAAGCGGGUAACAACAAGUCAUGUUUAGCUGUUGAGAACCUCUUGGAGGCUAUAAAAGUGAGCCAGCAACAUGACCAAAACUUUGAGUUAAUAAGGAGAUCAUAUCUUGAAAUAGCACUAUUAUAUUUGCAUUUUGCCAAAGUUAAAGAGGAUGUGUCACAGACAGAUGAGAUGGUGCCUUCCAAAUUAAGGACAUCUUCUGAAGAACUUUUUUCUCCUGAGAAAGCACUGUUAUCAGAAGGUUACAAAGCACAGGCCUGGAUUGCAGUAAGAGCAGCCACACAGGUCAGUGAAGCUGUGCUUGCUUCUCAGCUAUUAAUUGGAAGAAAGAGCGUUAAAGAACGCAAUGUGAGGGAUACAGUGCAACAGAAAAUCCCUGAAUUUGCUUCCGUGGAUCUUCUUGCUUCAUACAAAGAUUUCUUAUCUGAUGGAUACAACAUUAUCUUGAAAGGUCCCACGACAUCUAAAAACAAACACAUCGUACAAAACAAGCAGAAGCGAAGUGAAGGAACAGAAUGUCUUGCCACCAAGGCCAGCCAGAAGAAACAGACCAUAACAUGGGUUCACUUAAUUCGCUACCACAUUUAUUUAAAAAGACUUUACAACCCUCUAUUUGCUUCCCUUAGAUCAGGACCUGGAUCAUCAUCUGCAAGAGAUGGACACUUCAGUUCUGUUUUUGAUGCAGGGAUUGUUCUACGCAUAGCAGAAAUGCAUGUCUUCUUUAAAAAGCAUUUGUUUGAAUAUUCAGUGUGUUGUCUUGAGGAUUUCCCAAAAGAACUAUAUUAUGUAGAAAUGCCACUUGAUAGUUCAACUGAUUCUUCAAAGAUGCCUCCCGAAAGUACUGGAAUUUCACCAAAAUUUUCACGUGUGAGAAUAGCUAGUCCUGUUCCUGUCAUUAUGGAAGCAGACAGUCACACAGAGAGCAGGGCAGCAAAUGCUUCAAUUAAGGAGCUGAGCAUUCAGUGGUACAUUCCUUCUCUGGCAAAGCCAUCAGAUGAUACAGAAGUUAAGGUUUUGCUGCUUUAUGCUUAUAAUACAAAGCCUGUCAAGAUUAGCAAUAUUAAGGUUUUCAGUUCAGUGUCUGUAUUUUCAGGCCACUUGUGGAUCCCACUGGCUAGAAUUUUUUCUUUACGGGAGGAAUUAUCUAAUCUGAAGCAGCAAGUUGAAAUAUUGAUGCAAAGUUCUAAAAGUUUGUCUUCAGUCACAGAAACUACAAGUUUUCCUGAACAAAAUAAAACCCUGCAAAUAAUUCCUUCAACAAAAGCCAAAAUGAAUAUUGCAAAAGUGCAUCUUGAUGAAAAAACAGAAGAAAUGGCUAAAAGAUGUUUGUCUGAAGUAAAAGCACUGCUGUCUGUUGUUCCAGCUCUAUCAUUGCCAUUAACUGAGGUCCCAUUUGAUGUUACUUUGCAAUCAAUAGCAGAUUUGGAAAGCAUGUUUGAUCCUGCCAAUGGAUGUGUAAUAACUGAAGAAAGUCUUUUUAGCUGGAUCACAUCUCUGCUUCAGUAAUUUCUAUUUUUGCAAAAACUUAAAUCAGUUGCUGAUGCCAUAGAUUUAGGCUUAAGUUCUGUUGUUAGGGAAACAAUAGAAAGUUUGCCAGUGACUAUAAAUCACACCAGGAUUUGGCUGCUAAUAUCCCUUUUCUUUUUCAUGU
Messenger RNA from Rhea pennata, 10009 nucleotides. It is a transcript of the gene CFAP54, whose product is annotated as cilia and flagella associated protein 54. The transcript is spliced from 70 exons. Gene Ontology annotation, biological process: cilium assembly. The record is from RefSeq and is a predicted model, not a curated record. Lineage: Eukaryota; Metazoa; Chordata; Aves; Rheiformes; Rheidae.